Molecule: messenger RNA, 1865 nt
Organism: Podarcis muralis (Common wall lizard)
Lineage: Eukaryota; Metazoa; Chordata; Lepidosauria; Squamata; Lacertidae
Source: RefSeq, a predicted model, not a curated record
AUUAUAACACUAUCAAUUCAUUCCCAAUUAAUACAAUUAUUCAAAUACCAAUCAACUUCCAAUUAAUACAUUUUAAUUAAAGUGGCUCCCCGCAUGGUGGAUUGGAUGCAAUUCCGAUCUUAUAUCACUGCAUUCCAUAAUCUUAUUAAUUUCAGUUAUAAUAACAAUCCCUUAAUCAAUGGCUGCAUAAUUAAUGAUUUCCGUUCGUGUUGUUAUAUAAAUUUAUAAAACUUCAAGUGAGGAACUCAAACCACAGUGGAACCUCGGGUUGUGGACGUAAUCCUUGAUGGAGGCAUGUCUGCAACCCGCAGCAUUCACAUCCUGAAGUGGCGCGUCUGCGCAGGCGCGACUUGGGGCUUCUGUGUAUGCGCGAGCGGCGAAACCCGGAAGUAACCUGUUCCGGUACUUCCAGGUUUCCCACAGUCCGCAAGCCGAAAACACAUAAACUGAAGCGUCCGUAACAUGUGGUAUGACUGUACUAUAUUUGUUCUGUCCUGCGCAUGAAAACUGUUAUGCCCAUGGAGAUUCCUUCCGACCAUAAAUGGUGUUGUUUCUUUCACUUCCCAGCGGAUGUCGUCUCCCAUUGUGACUUGGGGCGGAAGUGAAUCUUGAAGUUUCUCGAAGGUCUUAUCUCUCCAUCCUGAAUCACACAAUGUUGGGUUCUAGAGUAAUAGCAAUGACCCCCAGUUUGAAUAUAGUAAUUGCUCUACUGGUGGGGUGCUGCAAAAUGCAGCCGUUUUGCUGCAAAAGAACUGCAAAAACUUUGGCACAGGUUUAGAGGAGAUUCCAAAUUACGGGGUUCAUAGUUCAUUUGCCUCAAAUGGAGAGUUUUGAGGACUGGACAGGGAGACACAGCAAACACUUUGAACAGAAUGAUUAUAUUUCAAAAGCACUAGACUGCUAAACUCUGCACACAGGCCCAUAGUCCUUUCAAAACAGAGACUAGCAGUAAAGUUAAAUAUUCCUGUGUACUUGUUUUCAUUCAUUUUCAUUCCCCACAAAUUUCUCGUAAGCGUAGAGACUCCUCACAACAACAAUACUGAAAUUUCUUUUGUGGCCGGUAAAUUCUGUUUCAUUUCCUUUGGAACCAUAAUGGGCAAGAGAAGUAUUCCACAGCGCCAAUCCCCUUGUUGACUCAGUCCGCUUCCUUCUAUUCUUUAACAGGAAGCUCUUGGACAAUCAGCACAUGCAGACAAACUUCUCUCCUGGUUGCUUUUUGUUCUCCCAGACGGCAGAAUGGACAGAGCGGCAGGUUUCUGAGGAGUGGAAGACAUGAUGAUAGCUUUACAUUUCUUGAUGUUUUUCUGGUUAUCUGACUCUGUUCUUCUUCAAGAGUCUGUGCCCAAGAAAAAUGGAAGCUUCAUCCAGCCAUCCUCAGCAGUUUCCACAGGUAUAUAUAACGGGGCCACCUCUCCCACGAAAGGUCUCCUGUACGUAUAUACAGAUUUUCUCACUAUCCCUUCCCCUACAGAAGAAAAAUCAGCAGCACUAACAGUGGCAGCAACUGGUGUUAUCAGCUUCAUUGCCAUUCUGGUGGUGAUUGUAAUUAUCCUGGUCUGUGUGGUCAGCCUAAGAUUCAGGUGUCAUCACUGCAAAAAUGUGGAAGAUAAACAGAAACCUCAACAUCCGAUUGUAUCUUACAGCUGCUCUGAUGCUGAAGCUGCAGUUGGCAAGAAAAAUGUCAUGCUGGUCUCCAUGAAAGACUUAAACAUAAGCAACAGCCAAGGUGCUGCAAAAUGUAUUACACAUGAAAAUUGAAGAAACAUUUUUAAAAGGUGUAACUUUAUUUUUAAUCAAUGUGGGGGAAUGCUGUAAGGUAUUUGUUAUUCUCUUUGGGAUAUAAACACAUGAAGCCGCUUUGUAAA